Molecule: messenger RNA, 1700 nt
Organism: Suillus paluster
Lineage: Eukaryota; Fungi; Basidiomycota; Agaricomycetes; Boletales; Suillaceae
Product: glycoside hydrolase family 5 protein
Exons: 7
Coding region: 433-1689 (418 amino acids)
Biological process (GO): glucan catabolic process
Cellular component (GO): extracellular region; cell surface
Molecular function (GO): beta-glucosidase activity
Source: RefSeq, a predicted model, not a curated record
GACAAAUUGGCAACUGGAGGACCCGACCAUAUCAAGCCGCCCAGGAGGGCAGUAGCCUUUCUUAUCCUAGGCCGCCGACGUUUUAGCUCCUCCACCUUCACGUGGGGCUCAGUCCCCAUGAACACGUUCUCCAUUCGAUUAUAAUAACUUGCUUCUGAUAGGCCUAGGUAGGCCUACAUAGGUGUUCCGCACUGUGCUCCGAUCUGAGGCCUGAGGAUCCAAAUCGGUACCACCGGGAGGCGGCAGCUGUGGCAAAACAGCCUGAGUGCAUACCAUUAAUGAUACCAUGAUGGUGCUGAACACGUGUGGAGGGGUGAGAGCACUUUUCGCUGAUCUGCAGCCUUUUCUGCGUGGAGUUCAUGGUUCACCCACAAAACGCCAAUAAAAUGCGGCCGGACUUGGGUCGAUGGAUUUACAUCCUCUAGGUUUCUGAUGCACCGUUAUCUGCUUUCGGCCCUCAUUGGGCUGUCUCUGUUUGACUCUGCGUUGUCUCAAUUUUCUCCUGGUUUUCCCUAUGGUUCUGAGAAGGUCCGAGGCGUCAACCUUGGAGGAUGGCUCGUACUCGAGCCAUGGAUCACCCCCAGCAUAUUCGACAACACAGGAAAUCCAAAUAUUGUUGAUGAAUGGACGCUUGGAGAAUACUAUGACCCCACCACAGCAACAAGCGUACUACAGAACCACUGGAACACCUGGAUUACAGAGACCGAUUUUUCGAAUAUCGCUGCUGCUGGAUUGAACCAUGUGAGAAUACCUAUCGGGUACUGGGCCUUUGAAGUUGGCCCUGGUGAGCCAUACAUACAGGGCCAACUGCCUUAUCUUCAGAACGCCGUACAAUGGGCCAGCCAAUAUGGACUGAAGGUGAUCAUCGAUCUUCACGGCGCUCCCGGAAGCCAAAACGGGUACGACAAUUCUGGACACAGAAUCUCAUAUCCUACAUGGCAGUCGAAUCAAACGAACAUUGACCGGACAGAUGCAAUCAUCAAACAAAUUGUUUCCAUGUUUGUUGGUCAGUCCAGUGUCGUUCCUAUCAUUGCGCCUCUGAACGAGCCAGCCGGGUAUUAUGGAUCGACCGUUCUAACACCUCUGAAACAAUACUACUACGAUUCCUAUGGAAACAUCAGGUAUCCGUACGGCACAUCUACACAAAGCAACAUCGUCGUUCUACUCCAUGAUGCUUUCCAGCCUUUGAGUUAUUGGAGCGGAUUCGAGACAACACCUAACUGGCAGGGCGUGGCGAUGGAUACACAUAUUUACCAGGUGUUUUCCGACGCGGAUGUUCAAAUGUCUUGGCAGAGCCAUAUCAAUACUGCGUGUGCUACUCAAUCCUCUCUCCCUGGUUUCGACCUUUGGCUUAUGGUUGGUGAAUGGGCACCCGCCAUUACCGACUGCGCCACCUACCUCAACGGCAGGGGCUCCGGAGCCCGAUACGAUGGUUCCUAUCCCGGUUCCACUUAUGUCGGAAGUUGCAGCGGGCUUACCGGAAGCGCAUCUACUUUUAGCUCGAGUUACAAGACUUUCCUUCGUCAGUUCUGGGAAGCGCAGGUAAUUUCUUAUGAGAAAGUAAACGGGUGGUUGAUGUGGGCGUGGAAGACAGAGAGUGCAGACGAAUGGUCAUACCAAGCUGGAUUACAAAACGGCUGGAUACCCUGGUCUCCUACUGACCUCCUAUACCCCACCAUUUGCGGGUAGACACAUCUUAA